Messenger RNA from Trematosphaeria pertusa, 2272 nucleotides. Its product is annotated as LET1-like protein. Gene Ontology annotation, cellular component: cytosolic [4Fe-4S] assembly targeting complex. Gene Ontology annotation, biological process: iron-sulfur cluster assembly. Gene Ontology annotation, molecular function: 4 iron, 4 sulfur cluster binding. NCBI's taxonomy places the organism in Eukaryota, Fungi, Ascomycota, Dothideomycetes, Pleosporales, Trematosphaeriaceae. The record is from RefSeq and is a predicted model, not a curated record. The coding region runs from base 223 to 2100 and encodes 625 amino acids. The transcript has 2 exons.
CGAUGGUGGACGGUGGAGGACCCUUUGCCUCGAAAAAGAAGUUUGACGCUUCUCCGAGCCUCCAUUCUUUUGCUUCUCCGCCCGCACUCGAUUGCGCUCGUCUUAUUUCCUGUCUGAGGAGCGCUGGAUCUUGGAGAACCUCGACGACGCUCCGCCAUCUAGCCGUUCCCUUUGAUUCGCAUUCGCGCCCGGUCGCCACAACCUCCCCACGAGGAGCUCACCAUGAGCGCAAUUCUCUCCGCCGACGACCUGAACGACUUCAUAUCGCCCGGCGUCGCGUGCAUCAAGCCCAUAGAAACACUUCCAGCAAAGCCUGAAGACGCUUCCCAUGCCUACGAAGUCACCACCGAAGACAAAGUCGCCGCGUCGCAGCCGCCUCCUCCCGCCCAGAUAUCGCUUACAGAUUGCCUCGCGUGUUCGGGAUGUGUGACGUCGGCCGAAGCGGUGCUUGUCACCCUCCAGUCACAUACUGAGGUCCUCGCCACGCUCGAUACCUACCGAUCGCUGCGUGCGCCAUGGCUAGCGCAGAACGGAACGAAGCAUAUGAAUAAUGGGGCAACAAACGGUGUGAAUGGGCACUAUGGCGAGGGAAAGCUGUUCGUGGCCAGCGUCUCACCGCAGACGCGAGCAAGCCUGGCAGCUGUCUUCUCCGUGUCGGAAGCGGAAGCGGGGAAUAUGAUCGCCCAGCUGCUUAGCGGGCCGUCCGGUCUCGGAGCCGGAGGUGCCCAUGGUAGCGACUUCACCUGGGUCAUAGACACGAACGUUGUGCGGGAAGCCUGCCUCGUCGCCGCGGCAAACGAGGUCGCAUGCGCCCUCUCUCCAGACGCCCAGAAUACCCCGUCCGAACCGGGAACAGAAAGCGCAAGCGAUACAGCGCCUAAGAAACCUAUCUUGACAUCGGCAUGUCCUGGCUGGAUAUGCUAUGCUGAGAAGACACAUCCCUAUGUCCUCCCGCACCUCUCGCGCCUAAAGUCCCCGCAAGCUCUAACAGGAACACUCAUUAAAUCGGUCCUAAGUCAGCGCUACAACAUUCCCCCUUCUCAGAUAUGGCAUCUGGCCAUCAUGCCCUGCUUCGACAAGAAGCUCGAAGCAAGCCGCAGCGAGCUCACGUCCUCCGCCUGGCUCCCUAACCAAGACCCUUUCCAGGGAGCCGUGCGAGACGUCGAUUGCGUGAUCACCGCCCGCGAACUCCUACAUCUAGCUGCCGCACGCGGCAUGAAUUUCUCCUCCCUCCCUCAGACCCCACUACCCUCCGCGCAACGAACGCCCUUCCCGGACCCGAGAAUAGACGCCUUCCUUUUCCCGCCCACCCGUCGAAAGAAUCAAGACCCCGUCGCUGGACCAUCGGGUGGAUACCUAUAUCACAUAUUGCAAAGAUACCAAGCACAGCACCCUGGAUCGUCAAUAUCGGUGUCACGCGGGAGGAACGCAGAUGUGGUCGAAUACUCGCUCGUCCGGGGCCCAGAAACUAUCGUCAAGAUGGCGCGCUUCUACGGAUUCCGUAAUAUCCAGAAUCUCGUACGGCGACUGAAGCCCGCGAAGAUGAGCAAGAUGCCAGGAGCAAGGACAGGCGUAAGCAGGAGACCCGGGGCAAAUGGCGCGGCCGGCGUGGAAGGAGUCAAGGAAUAUGCAUAUGUGGAAGUCAUGGCUUGCCCCGGCGGGUGCACCAAUGGCGGCGGACAGAUCAAGGUUUCCGAAGUGGAACAAGUACGCGCUGCUGAGGGCUUCCAUGCCAUCAACGGAGCCGUUGUAGUCGCAAGACCGGGCCCAAAAGAGCAGAAAGAGUGGUUAGGAAGGGUGGACGAAGCGUACUUCUCUGGCUCGGAUGAAGAAACCAUCGACAGCGACGGAGACCAAGAGAUGCAAGACGUCGCCACCACCAACGGAACCAACACCCUGCCUUACGAUGAUGAUGUCGUGGGCGGCAUUUCCCAAACAUAUGUCUGGGAUGUGCUAUGUCACUGGGCCGAUAUCACGGAUGUAGACAUGCGGAAGUUGAUAUACACGUCGUACCGCAAGGUGGAGAGCGAUGUGGGCAAGAAGCAGAAUGAUGUCGAGAGGGUUGCUGGGCUGGCGAGCAGCAUCGGAGGCGGCUGGUGAGUGAGCGAGCGAGCUCAAGCGCUGAGCUUGCUACAUACGGACAUUAGAUGGCGUUAUUAGAUAACAUGCGAAGCAUUUGCACGGGUACGGGAAGAUGGAGUAGGUUGGGGGCCCGAUAGGAAGACAUACAAUCACGUCCGUCGUGGGAUUUUAAUGAAAGAACUAUCAACAC